CUGCUGCUGCUGCUGCUGCUGCGGCAUACGUCUUCCCGUGCGUUGACAACGCGUGUACCUCCUUUUUCGUGUCCUCUAUCAUCUUUAUCAGCUUUUUCCAUGGUGUCUGCCGUAGGUCGUUCGCGGUAUCCGAGAGGCCGAACAGGACGCGUCCUGCAAAGUCGUAG
Molecule: messenger RNA, 167 nt
Organism: Mytilinidion resinicola
Lineage: Eukaryota; Fungi; Ascomycota; Dothideomycetes; Mytilinidiales; Mytilinidiaceae
Exons: 1
Source: RefSeq, a predicted model, not a curated record